Molecule: messenger RNA, 828 nt
Organism: Cottoperca gobio
Lineage: Eukaryota; Metazoa; Chordata; Actinopteri; Perciformes; Bovichtidae
Product: retinoschisin-like
Exons: 6
Coding region: 1-771 (256 amino acids)
Source: RefSeq, a predicted model, not a curated record
AUGGAGGUUCCUGCUCGACGUGCUGCCGUGCUCUUCCUCCUGCUUCUAUCUCACGCCCUGAUCUCUGUUCACUCUCAGGAGGAGGAGGAGGCUGUGCAGGAGGAGGAGCUGCAGGAGGAGGACCAGCAGGUCAUCGAGACAUGGACAUCAAACAUCAAAUCCUGCACCUGCGACUGCGAGUCGGCUGAUUCAACGACACGUAGCCCCACCGUCAUCCCAUCUGAGCUGCCCACCGCCCUGCAGCCCCCACCACAGAGUCACCUGGAGAACUGCAUGCCAGAGUGCCCGUACCAUCAAGCUCUGGGCUUUGAAUCUGGAUCUGUGACUUCGGACCAGAUCAGCUGCUCCAACGAGGAUCAAUACUCCGGCUGGUACUCCUCCUGGGUCCCCACCAAGGCUCGCCUCAACAACCAGGGCUUUGGCUGUGCAUGGCUGUCUAAGUUUAACGACCAGCACCAGUGGAUCCAGAUUGACCUGAAGGAGGUCGGUGUGGUGUCAGGGAUCCUCAGCCAGGGCCGCUGCGACGCUGACGAGUGGAUCACUAAAUACAGCAUCCAGUACCGCUCUGUGGAGACGCUCAACUGGAUCUACUACAAAGACCAGACAGGAAACAACAGGGUCUUCUACGGGAACUCUGACCGCUCCUCCAUGGUGCAGAACCUGCUGCGUCCGCCCAUCGUAGCUCGCUACAUCCGCCUGCUGCCGCUGGGCUGGCACACCCGCAUCGCCAUGAGGCUGGAGCUGCUGAUGUGCAUGAACAAAUGUUCCUGAAGAGCACUCAGCCAGCCCCCCCCCCCCUGAGGAGUGCACUAAUUAUCUUUCUUAAAG